AUGGACCUGUCCUACCGUGCUAGCAAGACCUUUCCUAAAUAUGACCUCGAGCGCUUUUGGCCUGCAAACUUCGAGAGCGACAGUAGCCUCUGUAAGGAGACCCUACCAUUCGGUCCCGCCCCUCUUAUCUGGGUGAAUGCACAGGCCUCGUCCCCCGUUUGGCUUAUAUAUGGGCUGACAAUCUGUGGGAUUCUCGACUGGAAACUGGCUCAAUUUGCACCACGCUGGUACGGGUGUGCCCCGCCAGCCUGGCUCUGGGACGAGCAAUGGACAGCCUCAAGCGACGAGCGGUUUGAACCUCGCCAACCGAUCGACGAAGAACGUCGACAGGCAAAGCAGGCCUUUGACAAGGCGGUGGGCCCGUGUUUUACCAAGCUGGCAUAUCAGCCGCAAUAUCGCCUGGCACGACAGGUGGUCCAUCUUGUGGACAUGGGUAUUCGUAGGAACCCUGCGGAGUUGGAGGCAUUGGAAAUGUUAGAGAAGGGCUGGAAGGACUGGCGCACUCCAUAUUCUCCGGAGUGGAAAUUAUCGAAGAACCAGGAUUCCCAACGCUAG
Penicillium angulare is the source of this 555-nucleotide messenger RNA. RefSeq lists its product as uncharacterized. The coding region runs from base 1 to 555 and encodes 184 amino acids. NCBI's taxonomy places the organism in Eukaryota, Fungi, Ascomycota, Eurotiomycetes, Eurotiales, Aspergillaceae. The record is from RefSeq and is a predicted model, not a curated record. The transcript has 2 exons.